AUCGCAGGUUUUGACAUUGCUAGAACGUAUACCCUCUAUAUCCAGAUUUCUGAACUAUAUCGAAUGUUGUCGCACACGUCACAUCUCUGCUCAAGUAGCGCGUCGACGUCGAAAUAAAACUUGGACCAUGAAAAUCGGCUUAUUAGCCAUCUCCCUAUUCAUCCCUAGUAGAUAUCUAAUUUAUUAAAGAAGCAGAGCUACAAAUUUUAUUUUAACAAAAAAAGAGUAUCACACACAUUAGCUAUCUACAGUGAGGUUGAUAAAUCGGAGUGCACGUGUUUCUAAUAAGAUACACAAAACGUUUUCAACAUUAUGGAACCUUUGAAGGAAAUAUCUCAAUUUUUGGAUUUAAAAACUCGUUUAGACUUAAAGGCCGUUGCAUUACAACAUGUUCUAAGUACUACUGGUAGUCUCGAAGGAAGAGAAAUAUUAUUAGGAAUACCAGAAAUUCUUCGUCAAUUGGUUCUACUUGCGCAAGAUAGUGUUGUUGCAGUAGCUAAAGAUGCAGCAUUAUCGUUGGUGAAUAUAUCUGCUGAUGAACCAGGAGCCAGUGCUUUGUUAGUUAUAUCAGAAACUUCAAAACCAAGUGUUAAUGAGAAGCCUAGCGAUAACUUAAUAGAUGUUAGCCUCAGGUAUAUCAUGGAUAAGGAGAGUACAUUGGCAGAUCCUUUUUGUAUGAUUAUGUCUAAUAUGUCACGUUCUCAUGGUCUUGUCGAUAGAAUCAUCCACCUGAUUGAAAAAAGUAAUUACACUUGGGAUGCUUUAGUUGCAGCAUUUACUGCACAAAAAUAUAACAAUAAAGGUGCUAAUCUUCAUUACUUGGGACCAGUCUUCAGCAAUCUCUCUCAGUCACCCUCAGUGAGAAAAUAUUUAAUGGAUAAAGAACGUUGUGCAAUCCAGAGGUUACUUCCAUUCACAGAAUAUGCAGAGAGUAUAGUAAGACGCGGUGGUAUAGUGGGAACAUUAAAAAAUUGUUGCUUUGAUGAGGAAUAUCACGAGUGGCUACUCAGUGAUAAGAUUGACAUUUUAUCACAUUUAUUACUGCCUCUUGCUGGACCUGAAGAGUUUGAUGAAGAGGAACAAGACAAACUACCUGUAGAUUUACAAUUCCUGCCAGAAAAUAAGGAACGGGAACGUGAUUCUGACAUAAGACUUAUGCUUCUGGAGGCCUUAGCACAGCUAUGCGUAACGCGGAGAGGUCGUGAAAUACUCAGAGAUAAAAAUGCUUAUGUAAUACUGAGAGAAUUUCAUAAAUGGGAAAAGGACAAGAAUGUUUUACUAGCUUGUGAAAAUGUUGUUGACAUAUUAAUACGAACUGAAGAAGAAAUUGGAUUGGACAAUUUGAAAGAGGUAGAGGUACCAAAAAAAUAUCAUGAUCAUUUCCAAAAAAUGGAUCAAGACUUUAUCAACGACACAUGACGCGUCGUAAAUAUAAUAUAAUCAGUGUAAAAUUUAUAUAUGUGAGACUAUAUCUGUAAAUAAAUGUACUAAUAAGAAACUUA
Cephus cinctus (wheat stem sawfly) is the source of this 1502-nucleotide messenger RNA. RefSeq names its product protein HGH1 homolog. The transcript has 6 exons. Bases 313 to 1419 code for a protein of 368 amino acids. The record is from RefSeq and is a predicted model, not a curated record. NCBI's taxonomy places the organism in Eukaryota, Metazoa, Arthropoda, Insecta, Hymenoptera, Cephidae.